This is a messenger RNA of Gryllus bimaculatus (two-spotted cricket), 1528 nucleotides long. The record is from the annotation of a GenBank genome assembly. Lineage: Eukaryota; Metazoa; Arthropoda; Insecta; Orthoptera; Gryllidae.
GUCAGUAUACAAAUGUGUAGGGAGAGAAGAGUUUAACAAGAAGCAACAAUGCGUAUCUUUUCUGGAAUUCUGAGAAGUUGGCUACCAUGCAGUUUUGAAUCUCCAAGACACUAUUCAAUAGUGACAAAUUUAUGUUCAUGGCUUCUUUGCUGCCAAAGCUGUUUCAUGGUGAGGUUAUGUGUCACUUAGAUGUGUCAUGUGAAAGAUUAGGCGUUACAUUUUCUGUCGUAAAUGUGACUAUGGUGAAUUAAAAAUGGAAGAAGUACGACUUCUUGUUCAAGAAGAAGGAAGGGCUGCUAGAAACUUAAUAGCAUUUAAUGUGCCUGUUGAUCAGUCUCAAUCAGACACUAAUCAAAUUGGUAGAGUGUUGUCACGCAAGCCACCAACAUCCCCCAGACCAACUGGAGAGAUCAAGCGAGAUGAUGGCUUGCGUUCAACAAAACGAGCAUGUGAAACUCUGAAAGCAGGAUCUCGAGUGCGUUCUGCUUCAACUGGCAGAGACAAGAAAUCAGAAUUACAAGCUCGUUAUUGGGCUUUUCUAUUUGGAAAUCUCCAGCGUGCUGUUGAUGAAAUAUAUCAAACUUGUGAAACUGAUGAAAAUGUUUCUGAAUGCAAGGAAGUAAUUCUGGUACUUGAAAAUUAUACUCGUGAUUUUCACAAUUUGAUAGAAUGGUUCAAACUCAAAUGGGAGUAUGAAAACACCCCACCACCACAAAGACCAACAUCUCUUGCUUGGGAGGUGCGCAAAUCAUCUCCUGGAAAGCCUUCCGCUCCACUCCGGUCUGCAUGCAUGUCAGCGAUGUUUGAAUCUCUCUCUGUGCCCGCGUCGGUGGCGGCGACGGCGUCGUCGUCGGCCGGGCGCGCUCUGGCCCACCCGGCGCCCAACCCGCGCCUGGUGCGCAGCCGCACCUCCACCGACGUGCGGCCUGCGGGCGGCCGGGGUCUGCUGCUGCGCCGCACUCCGGGCGCCGACGCCGCGGCCGCCGCCCGCGCGCAGCGCUCCUCGCUCGCCAUGCGCCAGGUGCGCACGCCCGGCUCGGCCCGCGCCUCGGCGCCCGCCGCCGCACCCAGCCUGGCCCGGCGCGCGCCGCCCUCGUCGGCGCCCGCGGGCGUGGGCUUGGGCUUGGGCGUGGGCGGGGCCGGGCAGGGGCCUGGUUCGGGCCCGGGGUCGGGGCCGGCGUCGGCCACCGCCUCGACCGACGGCCUGGCGGCGCUGAUGGGCAGCGCGGGGGCGGGGCUGGAGCGGCGCCAGGGCUCGGCGUCGUCGCUGCACAGCUGCGCCUCCACGCGCAGUUGGGCCGAGAAGGUGCGCGGAGACGCCGGCGGGGACGCGGCCGCCCACGCCGCCGCCGCCGUCGCCGCCCGCCCCACCGCCGUCUCCGUCGAGGUGCUGCCGCGCGCCUGCGCCGGCCUCGACGACGACGACUCGCAGGGCUGGGAGACGGUGAAGGGGCGGUCCCGGUCGCGCAUGUCGCCGGCGGCCGCGUCCGCGGCGACCAGCGCGCGUCUGGCGGCGGCGGCCGGCACC